GUCAGCGUGUCUGGAUCCUGCUUCUCUCAAAUCCUCCCGACUGUGUAUCGAGGGCAGCUAGAGGAGGUGGCGGAUGAGGGAGAUUAUCCACGCGACAACGCGCGAGCGUUCACCGUACACAGGCGCUUCAGACGAAGCGAACAGGUGGCUGUCUAGAAGAAAAUGGGCAACGGUGACUCGAAACUCCACUUCAGAAAAGCUGUGAUACAACUUACAACCAAAACACAGCCCGUGGAGGCCACGGACGAUGCAUUCUGGGACCAGUUCUGGGCGGACACUUCCACCACUGUGCAGGAUGUGUUUGCUCUGGUGCCAGCGGCAGAGAUACGAGCCGUCAGGGAGGAAUCCCCAUCCAACCUGGCAACCCUUUGCUACAAGGCAGUUGAGAAGCUUGUCCAGGGCGCUGAUUCUGGUUGUCCCUCUGAGAGACAGAGACAGAUCGUCCUGAACUGCACUCGUCUCCUCACCCGUAUCCUGCCGUACAUCUUUGAAGAUGCUGACUGGAGAGGGUUCUUCUGGUCCACCGUGCCCGGCGCUGGACGAGCUAGGCAGGAUGAAGGUGAUGAUGAUGAUGGAUCCAGGCCCCUGGCAGAGUCUCUCCUCCUGGCUGUAGCUGACCUGCUCUUCUGUCCAGACUUCACCAUCCAGAGCCACCACAAGACCAGCCCAGACGGCGCCGAGGACAUGCAGUCAAUCGACAGCUGUGAGUACAUCUGGGAGGCAGGGGUAGGGUUCGCUCAGUCCCCUCAACUCAACUACACCCACGACCUCAACAGGACGGAGCUGUUGAAACUGCUGCUGACCUGUUUCUCAGAGGCCAUGUACCUGCCUCCCUCCACGGACAACCUCUGUCUCAACCCCUGGGUGACUUUCUUCUGCUCCACUGACAACAGACACGCCCUGCCUCUCUUCACGUCUCUCCUCAACGUGGUAUGUGCUUACGACCCCGUCGGCUACGGCAUCCCCUACAACCACCUCAUGUUCUCAGACCCCCGGGAGGUUCUGGUGGAGCAAGCCGUUCAGAUCCUCAUAGUGGCCCUGGAGCACGGUGCCUGGCCGGCCCGGCCCAGCGCCGACUUCUCCAGCUCCACCUCUGGCAUGGAGGACCACGAGGUACAUUCACAAAAUCGGCCUGUGGGACCUGAUAAUCUGUUUGUAAACUACCUCUCCAGAAUCCACCGAGACGAGGACUUCAGUUUUAUCCUGAAGGGCGUGGCAAGACUUUUGACCAACCCCCUGAUCCAGACCUACCUGCCCAACUCCACCAAGAAGAUCCAGUUCCACCAGGAGCUGUUGGUGCUCUUCUGGAAGCUCUGUGAUUUCAAUAAGAAGUUCCUGUUCUUUGUGUUAAAGAGCAGUGAUGUUCUGGAUGUCCUGGUGCCUAUCCUAUUUUAUCUGAAUGACGCACGGGCUGACCAGUCUCGUGUGGGCCUGAUGCACAUUGGUGUGUUCAUUUUGCUGUUGCUGAGUGGGGAGAGGAACUUUGGAGUGCGUCUGAAUAAACCCUACACAGUUCGGGUGCCCAUGGACAUCCCUGUGUUCACUGGGACCCACGCUGACCUGCUGAUUGUGAUUUUCCACAAGAUCAUCACAGGUGGACACCAACGUCUGCAGCCCCUGUUCGACUGCCUGCUCACUGUCAUAGUGAAUGUGUCUCCCUACCUGAAGAGCCUGUCCAUGGUGGCAGCCAACAAACUGCUCCACCUCCUGGAAGCCUUCUCCACCAACUGGUUCCUGUUCUCUUCCUCCCAGAACCACCAUCUGGUCUUCUUCCUGCUCGAGGUCUUCAACAACAUCAUCCAGUAUCAGUUUGACGGUAACUGCAGCCUUGUCUACACCAUCAUCCGAAAGCGCAACGUCUUCCACCAACUGGCCAAUCUGUCUUCUGACCCGGACUCCAUCCAAAAGGCACUACAGAAGAAGAAGAAGAAACAGAAAACAACGUCAGCCGGAAUCUCCCGUACCAACUCCCAGGAGACUGUCUCCAUGGAGGGGUCUCGACCAGCUAUCCCAGCUGAACCAGGGACACUCAAAGCCAGCCUUGUGGCCAUGCCAGCUAUUGACAAGCUCACUGAAAAGGCUCAGGUAUCUGAGGACGGUACCAUGGUCUGUCUCCAGCAAAACACACACUCUCCACAGACGACCACUGACCAGCACAGACACACUCCCCAACCCACACAUACCCCCCAGCCUCAUACGGCCGGUGACCAGCACACACACUCUCCACAGUCUGCAGCUGACACCAGCGCCAUAGCAGCGCCCAGCGACACAGAAUCCAACUCUGGGAGAGACAAUGAGGUAGGAGCUCUGAACGGAGGGACGAUGAGGUAGGAUCUCUGAAGGGAGAGACGACGAGGUAGGAGCUCUGAAGGGAGAGACGACGAGGUAGGAGCUCUGAAGGGAGAGACGACGAGGUAGGAGCUCUGAAGGGAGAGACGAUGAGGUAGGAGCUCUGAAGGGAGAGACGACGAGGUAGGAGCUCUGAAGGGAGAGACGACGAGGUAGGAGCUCUGAAGGGAGAGACGACGAGGUAGGAGCUCUGAAGGGAGAGACGACGAGGUAGGAGCUCUGAAGGGAGAGACGAUGAGGUAGGAGCUCUGAAGGGUGAGACUAUGAGGUAGGAGCUCUGAAGGGUGAGACGAUGAGGUAGGAGCUCUGAAGGGAGAGACGAUGAGGUAGGAGCUCUGAAGGGAGAGACGAUGAGGUAGGAGCUCUGAAGGGAGAGACGAUGAGGUAGGAGCUCUGAAGGGAGAGACGAUGAGGUAGGAGCUCUGAAGGGAGAGACGAUGAGGUAGGAGCUCUGAAGGGAGAGACGACGAGGUAGGAGCUCUGAAGGGAGAGACGACGAGGUAGGCGCUCUGAAGGGAGAGACGACGAGGUAGGCGCUCUGAAGGGAGAGACGACGAGGUAGGAGCUCUGAAGGGAGAGACGACGAGGUAGGAGCUCUGAAGGGAGAGACGGUGAGGUAGGAGCUCUGAAUGAUGAGACGGUGAGGUAGGAGCUCUGAAGGGAGAGACGAUGAGGUAGGAGCUCUGAAGGGAGGGACGACGAGGUAGGAGCUCUGAAUGAUGAGACGGUGAGGUAGGAGCUCUGAACCCAAUAUACUUUCUGAAGUGUUGAAGAGAGAAUGUGGUUGUUUCCAGUCCACAUUAAAAUGUAAUACUUUUUAAAGGAGGCCAAAUUUCUUCAUCGUUACUUCCAACUGAUUUUUGUAACACAUAGACAUUUAAAUGUUUGCAAAGAAAAAACCUACUGAGCUUGUUGAGUAGUGGUGCCUGUCUUAUACCUUCCCAGGAGGUCUCUCAGGUAGAGGCGGAGCUGACCAGGA
This is a messenger RNA of Esox lucius (northern pike), 3328 nucleotides long. RefSeq names its product protein HID1. Gene Ontology annotation, cellular component: Golgi trans cisterna; membrane; Golgi medial cisterna. NCBI's taxonomy places the organism in Eukaryota, Metazoa, Chordata, Actinopteri, Esociformes, Esocidae. The record is from RefSeq and is a predicted model, not a curated record. The transcript is spliced from 16 exons. The coding region runs from base 163 to 2331 and encodes 722 amino acids.